Molecule: messenger RNA, 2578 nt
Organism: Lethenteron reissneri (Far Eastern brook lamprey)
Lineage: Eukaryota; Metazoa; Chordata; Hyperoartia; Petromyzontiformes; Petromyzontidae
Product: histidine-rich glycoprotein-like
Source: RefSeq, a predicted model, not a curated record
UGUCUGUCUGUGAUGGUGGUGUUGAUGUCUGACUGUGAUGGUGGUGUUGAUGUCUGACUGUGAUGGUGGUGUUGAUGUCUGACUGUGAUGGUGGUGUUGAUGUCUGACUGUGAUGGUGGUGUUGAUGUCUGACUGUGAUGGUGGUGUUGAUGUCUGACUGUGAUGGUGGUGUUGAUGUCUGACUGUGAUGGUGGUGUUGAUGACUGUCUGUGAUGGUGGUGUUGAUGUCUGACUGUGAUGGUGGUGUUGAUGUCUGACUGUGAUGGUGGUGUUGAUGUCGUACUCGGCCCGCCCCUGGCCCGCAUCUGGCUCGCAUCUGGCCCGCAUCUGGCUCGCAUCUGGCUCGCAUCUGGCCCGCAUCUGGCUCGCAUCUGGCCCUCAUAUGGCCCGUACCUGGCCCGUAUCUGGCCCGUAAUCGUAUGUACGUUGAACUUCUUUCACGCCGUACUUAGCCAACUGUACUGAUUGGAGAUUAGUAUGAGAGAAUGCGGUUCAAAGGAUCAUAGCGGACACACUGACACUCCUCCAAACACCUACUCGGACAAAGGGAACGAUCCCUACACACACCCAGACAGGGUUGGGGCAAGUGGUGUUAUCGAGCACAGCAUCACACACACAUCCUCUAUACACCACCAUCGCUUUAUAAACUCAAUCGAUUUUCAUUACAAUAUUCUAACAAUACAUAUGUGUGUGUGUGUGUCCAAGUGUGUUAGAAGAUGAUGGGGAGCGGUGGCGCUGGGGUUCGGGCUGCACCGCGCUCCUUAACCCGGCAAGCCGGGUUUGAUUCCCGCUCACGGCCACCAACUCCGGUCGACCCAGCCUCAAAUGAUUACCUGGUGCGGUGUCAACAUCGCCACUGGGGAGACAAAGGCGGCCGGGCGUGGUGGCGUCCACACCUCCGCCGUCGCGCGCCUUACCGGCCUUCAGGUGCUCCUCGCUCGCAGCACUUGCCCCGAGCAGUUUGUUGAAGGCUAUACGGGAGAUCUUUGUCUUUGUACUGUGUCCUCUGCCCCCCCGCCCCACCCGCGCGAGCGUUCUGCUCUUCGUGUUCACGGCGCUCCUUGAUUUAAUAUUCAAACAAUUAAGGCACGCGGUGAAUGCCAAUAGCGGCGUGCAACCACCACCACAUGCACCACACGCACCACCACCACCACCACCACAUGCACCACAACCACCACACACACCACCACCACACGCACCACCAUCAUCACCACCACACGCACCACCACCACCACACGCACUACCACCACCACACGCACCACCACCACCACACACACGCACCACCACCACCACAUGCACCACCACCACCACCACACGCACCACCACCACCACACGCCCCACUAUCACCACACACGCACCACCACCACCACAUGCACCACCACCACACGCACCACCACAUCCACCACAUGCACCACAUGCACCACCACCACACACACCACCACCACACACGCACCACCACCACACGCUCCACCACCACCACCACCACACACGCACCACCACCACACACGCACCACCACCAUACACACUCACCACCACCACACACCACCACCACCGCACGCACCACCACCACAUGGACCACACGCACCACCACCACCACACGCACCACCACUACCAGACGCACCGCUACCACCACCACACACACCACCACCACCACAUACCACCACCACACACGCACCACCACUACCACACACGCACCACUACCACACACGCCCACCACUACCACACACCACCAUCACCACACACACGCACCACCACCACACACGCACCACCACCAACACACACUACACGCAUGCAACCACCACCACACACGGACCACCACCACCACACACACGCACCACCACCACACACGCACCACCACCACCACACACUACACGCGUGCAACCACCACCACACACGUCACACCACGAAUUUUGCUGCUGUUGAUUAUGCUUCUGACGCCGUACAGAUGGAUUUGUGAUCGCGCACUGAACCAUAUAUUUGUAUCAUUAAAUAUGUUACUGUAUUUAUCGAUUGUUGUUCGAUUGUUGUUCGCGUUGAAACUGUGUGAUUGUGUUUCGGGGGAGCGGUUAGCGCUACGAACCCAACUCGACCCGAGUUCGAGUCCCGCUCACGGUCACCAACACCAGGGACAACUAUCAGAACCGGUGCUGGGGCUCCCCUAGGUCCACUCAGCCUCAAAUGAGUAUCUGGUGCGGUGUGUAAACAUCGCCACUGUGGAGACAAAGGCGACCGGGCGUGGUGCUGGCCACCGACCCCCUCGUGUGCCGUGCCGGCCUUCAUCGGUGCUACCCGCAAACAGCACUUGCCCCUACAGUCUGUAGAAGAUUAUACGGGGGACCUUUGUCUUGGUGUGUGGUGUUCGUGCAAGCGGGGGCCGCACUGAUCAGCUGAUCGCGGAGCGGGUUCACUCGGUCGUUGUUCGGAACGGAACUCGAAAUAAAGAGAGAGGAGGAGGAGGAGACGGUGGCGUCGGAACACGUGGAGUCGCGAUGAUUUUACGAUCGGGAGCAUCACGCGCACACACGUACACACACACACGUGUACACAAACACACACACAUGUACACACAAACACACAU